Molecule: messenger RNA, 2088 nt
Organism: Phragmites australis (common reed)
Lineage: Eukaryota; Viridiplantae; Streptophyta; Magnoliopsida; Poales; Poaceae
Product: pre-mRNA-splicing factor SLU7-like
Exons: 9
Coding region: 199-1803 (534 amino acids)
Biological process (GO): mRNA splicing, via spliceosome
Cellular component (GO): spliceosomal complex
Molecular function (GO): pre-mRNA 3'-splice site binding
Source: RefSeq, a predicted model, not a curated record
UUUAAGAAAUAUAAAAAUAAAACGAUUGCGGGCUUGGCCUCCCGGAUCAAACCGAGUGGCGGUCGCCGCCGCCGCCGCCGCGUAUCAAGCGCAAUCCGUUUCGAUCUUUUCGUCCUCCUCGUUUCAUCAUCUCGCCGCCGCGUCGAGCUACCUCCUCGGCCAGCGAAGCCGCGAAGGAAGGGAAGGGAAGAGGACGCCAUGGCGACCGCUUCGGUUACGUUCAAGUCUCGGGAGGAUCACCGGAAGCAGCUCGAGCUCGAGGAGGCCCGUAAAGCGGGGCUCGCGCCCGCGGAGGUCGACGAGGAUGGGAACGAGAUCAACCCCCACAUCCCCCAGUACAUGUCCUCGGCCCCGUGGUAUCUUAAUACCGAGAAGCCCAGUUUGAAGCAUCAGAGGAAAUGGAAGUCAGAUCCUAACUACACCAAGUCAUGGUACGAUAGGGGCGCGAAACUUUUCCAGGCCAACAAGUACAGGAAAGGCGCUUGCGAAAACUGUGGAGCCAUGACUCAUGAUAAGAAGUCAUGCAUGGAGCGACCUCGAAAUGUGGGAGCUAAAUGGACUAAUGUCAACAUAGCUCCUGAUGAGAAAGUUGAAUCGUUUGAGCUUGACUAUGAUGGGAAGCGUGAUCGCUGGAAUGGUUACGACCCAUCAACCUACACUCGUGUUAUCGCUGACUAUGAAGCUAGAGAAGAGGCUAGGAAAAAGUAUCUGAAAGAACAACAGCUAAAGAAACUUGAGAAGGAUAGUGAACAGGAUGGUGAGAAUGCUGGAAGUGAAGAUGAUGAAGAAGAUGGCCUGAGGAUAGAUGAGGCCAAAGUUGAUGAGAGUGCCCAAAUGGAUUUUGCUAAAGUAGAGAAGCGUGUGCGCACAACCGGUGGUGGAAGCACCGGAACUGUUAGAAACUUGCGUAUCAGAGAAGACACUGCUAAAUAUCUUCUGAAUCUGGAUGUGAACUCUGCAUAUUAUGAUCCAAAAACCCGCUCCAUGAGAGAAGACCCCUUGCCAGAUGCAGAUCCCAAUGAUAAGUUCUAUGUGGGUGACAACCAAAACCGACUUAGUGGACAAGCUCUGGAGUUCAAGCAACUAAACAUCCAUGCAUGGGAAGCUUUUGAUAAGGGACAGGAUAUCCAUAUGCAAGCAGCCCCAUCUCAAGCUGAACUACUGUACAAGAGUUUCAAGAUCAAAAAAGAAAUGUUGAAGUCUGAACAUAAGGAUAAAAUUAUGGAGAAGUAUGGGAAUGCUGCGUCAGAAGAUCCAAUUCCUCGGGAGCUGCUUCUUGGACAAAGUGAAAGAGAGAUUGAGUAUGACCGGACUGGUCGAAUAAUCAAAGGACAGGACGUAUCUCUUCCCAAGAGCAAAUACGAAGAAGAUGUUUUCAUUAAUAAUCACACGACUGUGUGGGGUUCAUGGUGGAAAGAUCAUCAAUGGGGCUACAAAUGCUGCAAGCAGACUAUAAAAAAUAGUUACUGCACAGGUUUGGCUGGAAUCAAGGCUGCUGAGGCAUCAGCAGAUCUGAUGAAGGCCAAUAUGGCCCGCAAGGAGGCUGCAGAAGAUGAAUCUGCACAACAUGAAGGAAAGCGACUAGCAACUUGGGGAACUGAUGUGCCUCAGGAUCUUGUUCUUGAUAAGAAGCUGCUUGAUGAAUCUCUAAAGAAGGCGGCUGCAAGGAGGAAAGAGGAGAAGGAUGAACGGAAGAGGAAAUAUAACGUAAAAUGUGACGACGAGGUUACUGCCGAAGAUAUGGAGGCCUACCGUUUGAAGAGAAUUCACCACGAUGAUCCUAUGAAAGAUUUUCUCCGCUAAGCGUUAUAUUCACCCUGCUGUCGCAUGUAUCAGUAGAACCCUGCCUUGCAAUGAUGAUGUUGUAUAAUCUAAGCUGGCUAUAUUCCUUCUUUAACCAGAGCGUGAUAAUGUAGAAUGUAAGCUGGCUACGCCUUCGCUAAUUGGAGUGAGAUAAUCUAGGGCCUUAUGUUCUAUUUCCCGGUGUCUCCAUCCUUGGCCGGAUGGUUAAGCUUGUAAUGCUGAUUUUUCUGUGGUAUGAAGAAGGAAUGGUGUACAUCGCAGAAUGAAAAUGUGCUUCUUUGCUGU